AUGCAGCUAACCAAUCGUGCCUUCUCAAUUAACUGUGACCUGCGUCAGAUUUAUGUGGGACGAGUGUACCCGCAGGCUGUCUACUUCCCCAUCCGCACCCUCUACCUGACGCUCAAGAUCGAGCAGAGGGAGCGCUACAAAAGUGAUUCCUCAGGACAGCAGCAGCCCAGCUCAGUGGGGGCCCAGCCUCACUCGGGGGCCUCGGACCCCGGACCCAUCCGAGCCACGGCUCCCAUGUGGCGCUGCAGCCGCAUCAUGCACAUGCAGCGCGAGCUCCACCCCACGCUGCUCUCCUCCCUGGAGGGCAUCGUGGACCAGAUGGUGUGGUUCAGGGAGAACUGGCACGAGGAGGUGUUGAGGCAGCUCCAGCAGGGUCUGGCUAAAUGCUACUCCGUUGCCUUUGAGAAGAGCGGUGCCGUGUCCGACGCCAAGAUCACUCCUCACACUCUGAACUUUGUGAAGAAGCUGGUCAGCACCUUUGGAGUGGGCUUGGAGAACGUCCCUAACGUCUCCACCAUGUUCUCCAGCGCCGCCUCCGAGUCUCUGGCCCGCAGAGCAAAGGCCACGGCGCAGGACCCCGUUUUCCAGAAGAUGAAGGGACAGUUCACUACAGACUUUGACUUCAGCGUGCCGGGCUCCAUGAAGCUCCACAAUCUCAUCUCCAAGCUGAAGAAGUGGAUCAAGAUCCUGGAGGCCAAGACCAAGCAGCUUCCCAAGUUCUUCCUCAUCGAGGAGAAGUGCCGCUUCCUCAGCAACUUCUCCGCUCAGACGGCCGAGGUGGAGAUCCCCGGGGAGUUCCUCAUGCCCAAACCCACACACUAUUACAUCAAGAUCGCACGGUUCAUGCCCCGGGUGGAGAUCGUUCAGAAACACAACACAGCGGCGCGAGAGAGGGAAGAGAUACAUGAUGGGAUGAUUCUACUUCCAUAUAAACAGGGGUUGAGGAGGCGGAGCAGCUGCAGGACCCUCUCCUCUCGGCGGGACUCCGUCAGGCAGGCGUCGUUCAUCACCAGUCCCCUGAAGUGUUGCUUGCCCCGAGUGGUAGCAGUGUCGCCUCAGAUGCGUCUGGUAGAAGACAACCCUUCGUCUCUGUCUCUGGUGGAAAUCUACAAACAGCGCUGUGCCAAGAAAGGAAUCGAACACGACAACCCCAUCUCCAGAUAUUACGAUCGCCUGGCCACGGUGCAGGCCAGAGGCACACAGGCCAGCCACCAGGACACGGGGAAGCUGAACGUCUCGUACUUCCGCUUCGACAUCAACGACGCCACGGGCGAUCUGGACGCUAACCGCCCGGUUCCUUUCCGCCUGACGCCCAACAUCUCCGAGUUCCUGACCACCAUCGGGGUCUCCGGCCCGCUCACCGCCUCCAUGAUCGCCGUGGCUCGAUGCUUCUCUCAGCCGAACUUCAAGGUAAUCAACUUUGCAGAAAUUCAAUCGGCCAAGGUUUUCGGACACAGGCAGAUAUUUCGUAAAUACGGUAUUGAUGCCGUUAGACAGUCAAGCGUUCAGACGGGACCACCCGUCUGA
Molecule: messenger RNA, 1527 nt
Organism: Notothenia coriiceps (black rockcod)
Lineage: Eukaryota; Metazoa; Chordata; Actinopteri; Perciformes; Nototheniidae
Product: transformation/transcription domain-associated protein-like
Exons: 11
Coding region: 1-1527 (508 amino acids)
Biological process (GO): regulation of DNA-templated transcription; DNA repair
Cellular component (GO): SAGA complex; nucleus; NuA4 histone acetyltransferase complex
Source: RefSeq, a predicted model, not a curated record